Messenger RNA from Haemonchus placei, 306 nucleotides. NCBI's taxonomy places the organism in Eukaryota, Metazoa, Nematoda, Chromadorea, Rhabditida, Trichostrongylidae. The record is from the annotation of a GenBank genome assembly.
AUGACGCAUGGUCAAGAAGUGUUUCAAACGGUUUCACACCGACCAAUAUGUUUCUGGACGGCAUCUGAUGUCGAUGAUUGGCUUCGUAGACGGAGGCCGAAGCUCGCUCUGAAGUAUUCGCUAUUUUUUCUGAGGCAUAAUGUAACGGGACGCGUACUUGUUGAUAUUACUGACGGUGAUCUCGAAGAAAUUGGGAUUGGCUCGUAUGACGAGAGGCAGGAUUUAUUGCUAGAAAUCCGCAAAGAGAAGCUUUAUAGUGACCUGGAUGAACUCUCAAAGCUUAAAGCGCAAAAUAUCCGAGAGUAA